GUCUCAUCCUCCUCUUCUACCUGGUCUUUUAUGGUUUUUUGGCGGGAAUGUUUUCUCUCACCAUGUGGGUGAUGUUAAAAACUCUGGAUGAAAAUGUUCCUCAACAUCAGGACCGACUGGCCGAUCCAGGUCUGGUGAUUCGUCCACARGCGAUUGAGAUCUCGUACAACCGCACCGACCCGACAAAGUACACCGAGUACGUCCAGCAGCUGGACGACCUGCUGCAGAAGUACGACGAUGAGAUCCAGGAGAGCAACGACUUGUGUCUGGUGGGGGAAUACACGGAGCAGGACGACACGCUGGUGAAGAAGGUGUGCCAGUUUAAACGCAGCACUCUGCGUCAGUGCUCCGGUCUGCCAGACCCCAGUUUCGGAUACGCCGAGGGUCAACCCUGCGUCAUCAUCAAGAUGAACCGGGUGAUYGGACUGAAGCCACAAGGAGAACCCUACAUCAACUGCACGUCCAAGAGGGACACUCCAUUACACAUGAUUUACUUCCCACCUGAAGGUCGCCUGGAUAAGAUGUUCUUUCCUUACUAUGGAAAGAAGGCUCAUCCCRCCUACGUUCAGCCGCUGGUAGCCGUCAAGCUGUUGUUAACGAAAGAAGACUACGACGUGGAGCAGACGGUGGAGUGCAAAGUKGAGGGCUCCAACCUGCGCAACAGUGAUGACCGGGACAAGUAUCUGGGUCGGGUCACUUUUCGGGUCAAAGUGUCUCAGUAAUCUGAGGCUUCAGCUGCCAUGGACAUCAAGAUUCAAAA
Molecule: messenger RNA, 760 nt
Organism: Austrofundulus limnaeus
Lineage: Eukaryota; Metazoa; Chordata; Actinopteri; Cyprinodontiformes; Rivulidae
Product: sodium/potassium-transporting ATPase subunit beta-3
Biological process (GO): intracellular sodium ion homeostasis; intracellular potassium ion homeostasis; potassium ion import across plasma membrane
Cellular component (GO): sodium:potassium-exchanging ATPase complex
Molecular function (GO): ATPase activator activity
Source: RefSeq, a predicted model, not a curated record